Molecule: messenger RNA, 3126 nt
Organism: Penicillium cosmopolitanum
Lineage: Eukaryota; Fungi; Ascomycota; Eurotiomycetes; Eurotiales; Aspergillaceae
Exons: 7
Coding region: 1-3126 (1041 amino acids)
Source: RefSeq, a predicted model, not a curated record
AUGCCGUCGCGCACAAGCUCGCGAUCGUCGGUAGACUCAUCGAGUCCCCCAUUGUCGCGAAGGGACACUCAGGCAACUACCAAAGAGAAACAGACCCUGGGUGGCUGGCUCAAGAAAAUAUGGCAGAAAUCCGGCCUCGACAAGCCGACCAUCUUGUUGAUGCUGAAAGGUGGAGUAGCACCGACAAUCGCAGUCUCUAUUUAUCAGUCUAGCGAUGUCGCGACCGAGUAUACCACGCUCGGCUACCUCGUCGCAAUCGUCUCCAUUCUGGGCGUCAAGGCCCGCCAACACACGGCCACCGCGUCUAAUGACUCUUAUAACUCUUCCGCAUCUGCUGUCAGUGGCGUCUGGCUGUUUUUCCAGAUUUGGCUGGUACACACCUUUCGUGCCAAGUACCCCCAGUUUCAAUUCCCUGUUAUCAUAUACGCCAUCUUCGCCAAUAUUACUUCGGUCUACGCGCCUGAGAUGGCUUCAAUGACUGCCGCCAUCGCCUUGAUCGAACGGCUUUUGCGAACAUUCCUCACGGGCCUCGCCAUCUCCAUGGGUGUUUCAUUGCUGAUUCUGCCCAUGACCUCUCGCCAGGCUGUCUUCAAGCAGAUGGGUGGCUAUAUCGGGACACUUCGCUCUGCAUUGGGAGCACAUGCCGCCUAUUUUGAGACUUUAGAAAAAGACGAUAUGUUUGGCCGAGCGGACACUUAUGACGACACGCAAGAGAAGACCGACGACAAGGGAAAGGUGUAUAGUCCAGAGGCCGAGGCCAUCCGCGGUGCCAUCCGACAAAUCACCGACGUUCAUGCCAAACUUCACGGAGAUCUGUCUUUUGCGAAGCGUGAAAUUGCCCUGGGGAAAUUAGGCCCUGAUGAUAUCCAGCUGAUAUUUCGCCACCUGCGCCAGAUUAUGAUUCCUGUUGUCGGCCUUAGCUUUGUUGUGGACAUCUUCCAAAGAUUAUCGGAUUAUAACCGGUGGAAUAUACCCAUCGAUCCGAAUGCCGAGCCAAUCCCCGACGAUGUUCGCCAGCGUGUGGUUCACGAUUGGAACGAUAUUAUGAGGGCGGUCCAUGACCCCUUCAAGACUAUGAUCCAGACGAUUGAUGAGGGGCUCCUACACACUGCUUAUGUGUUUCGACUAUCAAAGCCGCCCAAGCGAACGGCAGUGGUGAAUCUUAAUCCACCUGCCACUGAGUCAAACACAGAAGCGAAGGACGUGGAGGCGGAUGCAGAAAAUACAGCCCCUGGUGAACCAGGUUUCGCUCAACAUUUUCAAACGAAGCUCAACGAAUUUAGAAGUGCUAAGCGAAUUGCCUUGGAGACCUGGGCUGAAGAUAAAGGCAUCAAUCUACCUCCUGACUUUUUUGACCACCCAUCAUCAGUCAACAGUUUGAAGGGAGACUUUUUUGACGCAUCAGCAUCGCAUCAAGAUCGAAGUCGACGACAGCUUUAUCUAUUUUUAUACAUGGAGCAAUUGCUUUACUCAACUGGUAAAACAGUCUUCGAAUUUGUCGAGUAUGCCGACGAAGUUGCUGCUAAAGGAAAGCUAUCACGGACUCGCCUCAUUAUACCGGGAGCCAAGCGCUCAUUGAAAUGGGCAAAGAGCUUUCUGAAAGCUGAAGAUAACCACGAAGAUGACAACAUGGGCGAUGUUCAUACCCACAACAGUAUGCUGGAGCUCGGCGAAGCGUAUAGACAUCGCAAAGAUCCUGAGCAUUUGCCAGCCGAUACCUGGUUCGAGAGAUUCGGAGACAAGAUUCGAGUUUUCCCCUGGUUUUUACGUUCUUUUGAAUCAAAGUAUGGGUUCAGGGUUGCCUGUGCCACUAUGACCAUCGCAAUUGUCGCCUUUUUACACGACACGCAGUCAUUUUUCACAAAGCAAAGACUGGUCUGGGCCAUGAUUAUGGUGAACUUGAGUAUGUCUCCCACAUCAGGCCAGAGUAUCUUCAGCUUUAUUCUCCGAAUCGCGGGAACCACUAUCGCAAUGGUGGCUAGUCUGCUGAUUUGGUACAUUCCGGACCAAAAGACACCAGGCGUGAUUGUGCUGCUUUUCUUUUUCAUCUCGUGUGCCUUCUACGUUCCGAUCAAAAUGUUCCGAUUCCGAGUCAUUGGCAUCAUCAGCAUCGUUACCACUACUAUGAUCAUUGGAUACGAGCUUCAGGUUCGUAAGGUCGGCGAGAAAGUCGCGACAUCCAAUGGUCAGCCAUUCUAUCCUAUAUACUUGCUUGCCCCAUACCGACUCGCUACCGUCAGUGGAGGUAUUGCGGUUGCGUUCUUGUGGACUUUCUUCCCUUACCCUAUCUCGGAGCAUUCUGUUUUGAGGCAGAGCCUGGGGGCUUCACUUUAUCUCCUUGCGAACUAUUACUCCAUCAUUCACGAGACAUUGUCUGCUCGGAUGCGCGGAGAUGAGGGGGACCUCAAUUUGAAAACCUCCGCGGGGCGCAAAUUGGAAAAGGCGCGCCACAAGGUGUUCUCUAAACAGAUGCUCAUGCUGAACGGACUCCGAACUUACUCCGAGUUCCUCCGGUGGGAAGUGCCCAUUGGCGGCAGGUUUCCCAAGAAGCAAUAUGACUCCAUCAUUGUUUGCGUUGAAAAUAUUGUAAGCUAUCUCAGCUUACUCGGGUACGCCUCAGACACUCUGAUGCGUCUCAAUGAAGAUGACGACGCAUCAAAUUCUAUCUGGAUGCAUGAUUUCCGCCGCGUGGUUGGCCACGCCAAGAUUACAACUCACGAGGUCACAUCGCUACUUUGCCUCCUUUCGGCUAGUAUAACCAAUCGCCAACCCCUUCCUCCAUACCUGAAAACACCCAGGCCAUACAGCUUCUCGAAGCGGUUGGAAGCACUGGAUAAAGAUAUUCUCAGCAUCAAGCAUAUCGCCGAGCCGGGCUUCGCUGCAUUUGCAGUUCUGCAGAUUUCCACAAGAUGUAUCGUUGGAGAUGUGGAACGUCUCAUGAAACAUGUCAAAGGCUUGGUGGGUGAGUUGGAUUUCUCAUUCCACGCUGUGAGCACGAUGGACUCGAGGAUUGCCGAGUCGAGAAUGACAUCGCGGGCUCCAUCCAGAGCUACGUCGCCAGCGAGAAAUGCCUCAAGGUUGAGUUUGCAUGAGACCCAGGCGGCAGAUCGUCGGAAAAUGGACUGA